Molecule: messenger RNA, 649 nt
Organism: Musca domestica (house fly)
Lineage: Eukaryota; Metazoa; Arthropoda; Insecta; Diptera; Muscidae
Exons: 4
Coding region: 68-499 (143 amino acids)
Source: RefSeq, a predicted model, not a curated record
UAUCCACAGCUCAGUUUUAUUCACAUUUGGCAUAACAACGACAUCAAAAUUUACGUACAUAACAAACAUGUCAUUGAGUCCCCUUUCGAAGCACUGCAUUGGUAUGGCCAUAUUUCUGUUUGGAGUCAGCAUAGCCUCAAUGUUGUUUACAAAUGAGCGUUGGACUUUUAAGGCGAGCAAUGGCGAUGAGUGGGAGAGGGAAUACUAUCAGGACAUGUUUUUCCUUGCAAUGACCGCUGUUUCUUCUCUCCUUAUGAUGGCUAGUGCAUUUACGAGACGUCCAUUUCUCUUCAUACCCAUUUGGAUAGUUGGUUUUGUGUAUCUCGGCUAUAUGUACUACAUCAAAAUCUCACAAUUCCAAGAAAACUACUAUAAACUAAUUGCAGAUCUUCUCGUUUAUGGCGGUUUGGUAUUUGCCGUUUUGAAUCCAACUGUGGGAUUGCGAAAGGAAAUCCUUGAGGAGAAGACGGUUCAAUCAAAAUAUAAUAAACGGAACUGAAAGGAAAACUAAAGCACCAACAAUAUUUGGAGACAUUUUGUACGUUUGAUUUUUAUGUCGACACCUUCUUGUUGGAACCAUACCAAACGGUUUUUGAAAUUUUAAUGUCGUUCAUAGUAAGAAACGUUCGUGUGAAUAUUGAACAAAAAA